AUGGGCCUUUCUAGACUUCUUUUGUUGGGCCAUAGAAUAGCUGAACCCAAAUUAUUUAAACUUAACCCAUUGCCGACUCAAUUCUCCUCUAAGAACUAUUCGAAAACCUACAACAUAUCUGUGGUUCCGUCUUCCUUCUCUGCAUUUCAUCGGUUUAGAUCCAUACAUGUGAAGAUGUUAAACUUCUUUGUUCCAGGACUAUUUGUCGUUUUGGAGCUAAUUUUCACCUUGUUAACAUGCAAAUAUGAGCUUCAUGUUCUGGAUUCUACCUCAUCUAGACUUCUGGAUUUGAAAAUUGAUAGAUACUAGGUAGUAGUGGCUCUGUGGUUGUUUAAUUGCUUAGUAUAAAUCUUUGUACUGGACACUAUUAUUAUGAUCACAAAAUUCAUUCUACUUAAACUUAACCUUGGAAUUCUGUAUAAUAACGGAUAUAAGGUAAUUUGAUGAACCAAUUCUAAUCUUAUAAUAUUCACAUAUUUAGUGGAUGUAAGUUGGUCCGAAUAAUUCAUGCCGUGGAAGGAGUCGGAAUUGGACUCAGAUUUUUUUUCUUUAUGUUGUUUUAUCUGCUUUUGAUAAUUGUACUUAAACCAUUUGUAUGAGUGUCGUGUCACGCGGUAGGACAAUUUUUCCAAUGUCAUUGCAUAUAAUCUAAACUGCCAAGUAUACUUGGAAAUCCCCGAGCCUUAGCCUUUUUUCAGUAAGUUAGCAAUGUCAUACUUUUUUGGUUGUAUCUGAUGUUGUUUUUCAAAAAAUGCAAGGAUAGCAUCACAAGAAUAUUUUAAGCUCUCAAUUGUGUUGCUUUCUUCAAUUUUCACAUAUUCAUCAAGGAGAUUAGUUGCACACCCGUACUCCAACUAUGCGUAUUGUCGCGAUCAUUUUUUGUAGAGGACUUGGUCCUUUCUUCCCCCCACUGCAUCGACCUUUUGUGUAAAAUAGUCGUCGUAAUUUUCAAUUGCUUGUAUAAUGCAUUGGAAUAACUCGAUAUCAUAUGAAAUCGACAACGAAAAUGUUCAAGAGUGUACUUUGAGAAUUCACCUUUGAAAUAUUCAUUAAGAAUUAAUUCAUAAUGUCCUUUCCUAUCUCGAUGAAUGUAGUCUCUAGUACAUGUUCCGCCAUGAGGGUUUGAGGUGCUUGUUAACACUAAAGAAAUUACCUCAUGAAUAGGAAUGUGAAACAAACAAGUUUGAACAACCUCGCAAUUUAAUUCCUCAAAAAGCGUAGCAUCUCCUAAUCACUUGUCUAUUAACUGCUUGGAUAGCAAAAAUGCAUCUUCACUUGAUGAUGAGCUAUUAAAGUCUAACUCGUAGUCGGUCGAAUUCAUUAUGUAUAAAUGAACAUGCGUUGAAAAUAUACAUGUUAAUAAGAGUUUAUUAGCCAAAUAAUAUAAAAGAGGUAUACAUUUUAUGAAAUAUAUGUAUAUAUUGGUCUGAUGUAACAAAAAAUAUUUAUUUAACAUGAAUAUGUAAAAUUGUAUUUAUUUCUUCACG
Molecule: messenger RNA, 1487 nt
Organism: Striga asiatica
Lineage: Eukaryota; Viridiplantae; Streptophyta; Magnoliopsida; Lamiales; Orobanchaceae
Source: the annotation of a GenBank genome assembly